Bubalus bubalis (water buffalo) is the source of this 1321-nucleotide messenger RNA. RefSeq names its product HEXIM P-TEFb complex subunit 2 (gene HEXIM2). NCBI's taxonomy places the organism in Eukaryota, Metazoa, Chordata, Mammalia, Artiodactyla, Bovidae. The record is from RefSeq and is a predicted model, not a curated record. The transcript is spliced from 3 exons. Gene Ontology annotation, molecular function: cyclin-dependent protein serine/threonine kinase inhibitor activity; 7SK snRNA binding. Gene Ontology annotation, cellular component: nucleoplasm; cytoplasm; nucleus. The coding region runs from base 249 to 1115 and encodes 288 amino acids. Gene Ontology annotation, biological process: negative regulation of transcription by RNA polymerase II; negative regulation of cyclin-dependent protein serine/threonine kinase activity.
GAACUACAAUCUCCAGCAGGGACCGCGCUGCCGGGCGGGGCCGUGGGGGGAGGGGACCCCCGGGAAGGGCCUCCUCCCCUCCUCCCCCCAACCUCAGUGCCUGAGCGGCUUCACCAGAGCUGCAGCAGUGGGUAGGGCUGAGGCGUUGGAAUUGCACAGACAGGCGGUCGCACAGAAAGACACACAGACGUAGUCCUGUGCAUAGCCCCUGACAGCAAAUAGCAGGUGUCACUAGCUAAAGGCCUCUGAUGAAAGAUUGGGAACAGAAGAAGGUGGCUUCUCCAAACCAACCACCACCAGCUGCCCUGGAGGAGGCCAAGAUCUCUGGCACUUGUGGGAGCCCCCGAACAUCCCCUGAGCCUCAUGACCCUGGAGGUUCCCGGCCCCUGACCCCUAGGAUGGAGAGCCACUCAGAGGAGGAAGACCGUCCUGGGGCUGGCGGUGGUCUGGGCUGGAAUGGUAGGAGUCCCCGCUCCCAGAGCCUAGGGGCUUGUUCCGCAGAGGCCAUGCUGGCCCGGAAGAAACACCGCCGUCGGCCCUCAAAGCGCAAGCGACACUGGCGGCCCUACUUGGAGCUCAGCUGGGCUGAAAAGCAACAGCGGGAUGAGAGGCAGAGCCAGCGGGCCUCCCGGGUCCGAGAGGAGAUGUUCGCCAAAGGCCAGCCUGUAGCACCCUACAACACCACCCAGUUCCUGAUGAACGACCGAGACCCCGAGGAGCCCAACCUGGAUGUGCCCCAGGGGGCCUCCCACCCAGGCUCCAGCGGGGAGAGUGAGGCCGGGGACAGUGACGGGCAGGGCCGUGCUCGUGGGGAGUUCCAGCAGAAGGAUUUCUCCGAGGCCUACGAGCGGUAUCACACCGAGAGCCUGCAGGGCCGCAGCAAGGAGGAACUGGUGCGAGACUACCUGGAUCUGGAGAGGCGGCUGUCCCAAGCCGAGGAGGAGAUGAGGAGGCUGCGGCAGCUGCGGGGAUGCACCAGCUGGCGCCCCUGUUACCAAGUGGAGGAACUGGCCGCCGAGGUAGAGAGGCUCCGGACGGAGAACCAGCGACUUCGGCAGGAGAAUGAGAUGUGGAACCGAGAAGGCGGCCGCCGUGGUGGGCAGCCGGGCAGCUAGGGGUGCCCCCCUCCCCCGCCCCAGCCAGGCUGACUCAAGGAGUGUACCCUCAGGCCAGCUGAGUCUUAAGGAGACAGGUCUCAGUCUCCCUGCUCUCCCUGAGAACAGCCAAUACAGGCUCAGGCUUCUACCUUGUCAUGUCCACAAUUUGUUCUUGGAUGUCAUGUUACUUUUCACAAAGGAAUUAAAUGAUUUUGGUGAAAUCA